AUGAGUUCCCCUUUACGAGCGUCGAUGUCCUCCGCAAACCGUGGUCCGGCUCGCAAUGCACGCAAACGUUCUAGAGAGCCAGAAGAUGCGGUCAUGGCAUCGAGCCCCGCUGGGGACAUUCGGUCCUCCCCUCCGGCAUAUCCAAUUCAGCAUGGAGAAGAUGAUGACGACGAUGUAGAAGAGGAAAUAGCUCUUGAUAUCGACGAUGUGGACGAGUUGGCCGAGGAUGAGGAUGGAAUUGAUCUUUUCGCUGGAAACUACGAAAGAGAUUACAGAAAUGUUGAGGACGAUGCAUACGACGCCCGGGAUAUUGACGAUGAGGGAGACUAUGAUGAGCUAGACGCUGCAGCUCGACGCCAGCUCGAGGCACGUUUGAAUCGCAGGGAUCGUGAACUUGCCCGCAAUCGUGGUCAAAACGCCUUUCUUCAAGAUGAUGAAGACGAUGGAAACCUUGAUUUGACUGCUCAGCCAAGACGUCGCCGACAUCAUUACGACGAAGACGAGGAUGAAGAUAUGGGGGACGAUAUUAUGGAGGAAGAGCUUUCUCUAGAGACACUCCAGGAUGUCAAAGCAUCAAGCUUGGUCGAGUGGGUUGCUCAGCACGCGGUCCAGAGAACAAUCAAAAGGGAAUUCAAAGCCUUCCUAACAGAAUAUACGGAUGAGCACGGAGACUCCGUUUACGGCAAUCGUAUCAAGACACUUGGAGAGGUCAAUGCGGAGUCUCUAGAAGUGUCCUAUGAUCAUUUGUCAUCGUCAAAGGCAAUUUUGGCCUACUUCCUUGCGAAUGCGCCAGGAGAAUUGCUCAAAUUGUUUGACGAAGUCGCAAUGGAAGUUACCCUCCUUCACUACCCUGAUUAUGAACGAAUUCAUUCCGAAAUCCAUGUACGGAUCUCCGAUUUACCAGUUCACUAUACUCUUCGCCAACUUCGCCAAACCCAUUUGAACUGCUUGGUUCGCGUUAGCGGGGUUGUCACUCGCAGAAGUGGAGUGUUCCCUCAGCUGAAGUAUGUCAUGUUUGACUGCUCAAAGUGCCACGCCAGACUUGGACCAUUUCAACAAGAGUCAAAUGUUGAGGUCAAAAUUACCUACUGCCAGAACUGCCAGUCUCGAGGACCCUUCAAUCUCAACUCAGAAAAGACAGUAUACAGAAAUUACCAGAAACUAACUCUUCAAGAGUCCCCAGGCACGGUUCCCGCAGGUCGUCUUCCUCGGCAUCGAGAGGUCAUUCUACUUUGGGAUUUGAUUGAUAGAGCUAAACCUGGAGAAGAGAUUGAGGUUACGGGGGUCUACCGAAACAAUUACGAUGCGCAACUUAACAACAAGAAUGGCUUCCCAGUCUUUGCGACGAUAUUAGAGGCAAACAAUGUUGUCAAAUCUCAUGAUCAGCUGGCUGGUUUCAGAUUGACAGAAGAAGACGAGCACCAAAUCCGUACCCUCGCUCGUGACCCUCAAAUUAUCGAUAAGAUCAUCCAUUCGAUGGCGCCUAGUAUCUAUGGCCACACAGACAUUAAGACGGCCGUUGCUCUUUCACUAUUCGGUGGCGUCGCAAAAGAACGCUUGGGAAAGCUACACAUCCGUGGCGAUAUCAAUGUUCUUCUUCUUGGUGAUCCUGGAACUGCAAAGUCUCAAGUUCUCAAAUAUGUCGAAAAAACAGCACACAGAGCUGUUUUCGCAACUGGUCAAGGUGCUAGUGCCGUCGGUUUAACAGCAAGUGUCCGCAAAGACCCCUUGACUAGCGAAUGGACGCUGGAGGGUGGUGCUCUUGUGCUUGCUGAUCGUGGAACCUGCUUGAUUGACGAAUUCGACAAAAUGAAUGAUCAGGACAGAACAUCCAUCCACGAAGCUAUGGAACAGCAGACCAUUUCGAUUUCUAAAGCCGGUAUUGUUACAACCCUGCAGGCUCGAUGUGGUAUUAUCGCAGCGGCCAAUCCAAUAGGAGGAAGAUACAAUUCCACUAUUCCAUUUUCGCAAAAUGUAGAACUCACCGAACCCAUUUUAUCUCGAUUCGAUAUUCUUUGUGUUGUUAGAGAUACUGUGGAUCCAGCGGAGGACGAGAGACUUGCUCGGUUCGUGGUUGGAUCUCACGGUCGAUCUCAUCCAGUCACCCAAGCUACCGAUGAAAAUCAGAACUCUAUGGAAAUGGAACAUGACUCCGAUCUCCGAGCUAGCGCUAUCAAUGGGGGCGAGCCAAAGCAGGAAGGAGAAAUACCCCAAGAGCUCCUCCGAAAAUUCAUACUUUAUGCCAGGGAAAGAUGUAGUCCAAAAUUGUACAAUAUCGAUGAGGAAAAGGUAUCAAAGCUUUUUGCGGAUAUGAGAAGAGAAUCUCUAGCUACUGGGGCAUACCCCAUCACUGUUCGUCACUUGGAAGCUAUCAUGCGAAUCAGUGAAGCAUUUUGCCGAAUGCGUUUGUCUGAUUAUGUUUCUUCGCAGGAUGUCGACCGAGCGAUUGCUGUGACUAUCGACUCAUUCGUUGGAAGUCAGAAGGUCAGUUGUAAAAAGGCGCUUGCUCGUGCAUUUGCCAAAUAUACACUGGCACGACCUGGGUCUGGUAAGAAGACUGGACCAGGUAGGAACUUGGAGCGUACUAGUCAGAGGGCGGCGACCGCGAGCAUGGCAUGA
This is a messenger RNA of Glarea lozoyensis ATCC 20868, 2619 nucleotides long. Its product is annotated as Nucleic acid-binding protein. The transcript is spliced from 3 exons. Gene Ontology annotation, cellular component: MCM complex; nucleus. Gene Ontology annotation, molecular function: single-stranded DNA helicase activity; 3'-5' DNA helicase activity; single-stranded DNA binding. The record is from RefSeq and is a predicted model, not a curated record. NCBI's taxonomy places the organism in Eukaryota, Fungi, Ascomycota, Leotiomycetes, Helotiales, Helotiaceae. Gene Ontology annotation, biological process: mitotic DNA replication initiation; double-strand break repair via break-induced replication; DNA replication. The coding region runs from base 1 to 2619 and encodes 872 amino acids.